AUGGCGCGCCAUCAAAACAUCCGAAACCUUGACUACGAGGCUGAACUCGAGGAGUACGGAGCGUUCUCCGAUGAGGAAGAGGAGGAGCUCAGCCCAGAAGACCAGGUUCGCAUGAGGGAAGGCACAGCUCAGGUACUGGAAGCACUCGGAGUCGAGGCACACAAAGUCACAAAGGCGCAGAUCGAGGAGUCACUCUGGCACUACUUCUGGGAUGUUGACAAGACCAUCACCUACCUCAUUUCCAAGUACAUCGACCCGCCCAAGAAGCCUGCCAAGACUGCUCCUCCAAAAGUAGCGCCAAAGCAAGAUGGUCUGCUUGGAGGUUCAGGAGCGCCCCCGAAGAUGUCCAAGCUGCAGCAGCUAGCAGCCGCCCGGAAGAAGAAAGCCGAAGGGAAGAGCGCCUCAGAAGACGUUGAGCAGACACAAGUCAAGAUGACGGAGCUCACUGUCAACGACAACCAAGCAUCCAAGGAGAAUCGUCCGCUGGCUGGCUUGUUUGGCAAGCGGGUUAAAACAUCAGAGACAACAGCUCAAGGACGCAUCCCUCUCACUAUGGCGGAGCCCACAAGACCCGAAAUUCCUCAAGCUCAAGCGCCGGAAGUCACUCCAAGUCUGCACCAGGAGGAGGCCCCAGUCGAACCGGAACCGGUGGUGGCCCCGCCAAAAGCGCAACCGUCUGCUUUCGCCUCGACUCUCUUCGGCCCUCUAUCGGAUAGCCCCAAGCGCAAACCCCGCGAGGUCCCGGAUGCUUUUGGCAAACCCAGCCCAGAUGACGUGGUCCUUGCGGCUCAGGCGAAAGUCGCCACAGCCGGAAAGAAGUCUGCGAACGUCCAAAACAAAAAAGGGUCAUCUUCCGCAGAUGGCGUGACCAACCAAGUCAACCAGCUCAAGAUAGACGACACGCCAUUGCCAAAGAGCCGCAAUCUUAACGUGCUCUCUGAAUUCGAGAAGCAGAAGGGCAAGAAGACUGCCAGCUUUGUGGUUGUCGGCCACGUUGAUGCCGGCAAGAGCACCAUGAUGGGGCGACUGCUACUCGACCUCAACGUUGUCGACCAGCGGACCGUCGAUAAACUUCGGAAAGAGGCGGAGAAGAUCGGCAAAACAUCAUUCGCUCUCGCCUGGGUGUUGGAUCAACGCCACGAGGAGCGUAGCCGAGGCGUCACCAUCGACAUUGCUACCAAUCGCUUUGAGACAGAAACUACAUCUUUCACCAUCCUUGAUGCUCCUGGCCAUAGGGAUUUUAUCCCCAACAUGAUUGCUGGCGCAAGUCAGGCAGACUUUGCAAUCCUGGUCAUCGAUGCAAGCACAGGAGCAUUUGAGUCUGGUCUCAAGGGUCAAACCAGAGAACAUUCUCUUCUUAUUCGCAGCAUGGGUGUCUCGAGAAUCAUCGUGGCCGUAAACAAGCUCGACACUGUCAACUGGUCCCAGGAGAGAUUCGACGAGAUCAAGCACCAGGUAUCAGGAUUCCUGACGGCGACUGGGUUCCAGCCCAAGAACAUCGCGUUCGUACCCGUAUCGGGCCUCCACGGUGAUAACCUCGUCCGAAAAACCGCAGAUCCAGCAGCGUCUUGGUAUACGGGAAACACACUGGUGGAGGAGCUCGAGGCUUCGGAACCAAGUGCCAGAGCAUUGGCCAAGCCCCUACGGAUGACCAUAUCGGAGGUUAUGCGCACACCUCAGAGCCCCAUUUCGAUCACAGGCCGCAUCGACGCGGGCUCACUGCAAAUGGGCGAUGCGCUUCUGGUGCAGCCGAGCGGCGAGAAAGCCUACGUCAAAUCCCUUCAGGUCGACGACGGAGAACCAGCGGACUGGGCCGUUGCCGGACAGAAUGUGAUACUUCAUCUUAGCAACAUCGACGCCAUCCAUGUGCGCGUCGGAGAUAUUGUAUGCGACCCUGCCAAGCCCAUCCAGUGCGUGGACACGUUCACGCUCAAGGCUCUGGCGUUUGACAUCCUCAUGCCCAUGCAGGUGGAUGUGCACAGGGGAAGACUCCACGCGGCGGGCAAGAUCGAGGCUAUCGACGCCAUCUUGGACAAAGUGACAGGCAAGGUGACGAAGAAGAAGCCGAUGAUCGUCAAACCAGGAACGGUUUCCAGGGUUAGGGUCACGCUGCACUCGAAGGUGCCACUCGAGGCAGGUCAGAGGGUGGUGCUCAGGAGUGGUGGACAAACGGUAGCAGCUGGGUUGUUGGAAUGA
This is a messenger RNA of Neurospora tetraspora, 2196 nucleotides long. Its product is annotated as P-loop containing nucleoside triphosphate hydrolase protein. Lineage: Eukaryota; Fungi; Ascomycota; Sordariomycetes; Sordariales; Sordariaceae. Gene Ontology annotation, molecular function: GTPase activity; translation elongation factor activity; GTP binding. Gene Ontology annotation, biological process: translational elongation; translation. Bases 1 to 2196 code for a protein of 731 amino acids. The transcript has 4 exons. The record is from RefSeq and is a predicted model, not a curated record.